AUGCCGGUUCCAAGCGGCAAAGAUGCGGCGGAACUGCCAGCAUUGCCCUGUACAAAGUCGACAGGUGCAAUCGCGGGUGCCCAUCACUUUGGAGACGUUGAAGAGUUGGAACGGAUCCUGAAGGCUCGAUUGGUGGAGCUAUCAGUAAUCCAGCAGAGGAACUUCAUCAACUCUUUGGAACAGAGUCGCACGGAAGUGUUGCAGACGGUGUCAGAGUGCUUGGUGAAGGCUCGAGAAGAGACCUUCGCUGACGAACAUCAGGGGGAGGCAGUGACCUCGCCAACAGAGAGAGGUUCAGGCUUUGCUGGAGUGAGCUUCGCUGGCUCGGAGUUCAGCAAUCAGGAUCUGCCAUUGGAUGACUGGGUCGAAACUGCAGACCUGGAGGUGCUGGGUCUGGAGGUGGGCAAAGUGGACACCUCCAAUUUCUUCUCGUGGCUUCGGGUGAAGCUGGCCAAGUGCGAGCACAGGGUCUUGGAUGUAGCUGUCAGCUUGCUGAUUGCUCUAAACACCAUGGUCAUGAUGUUGUCUCAUCAACAGAUGGGACAUGAUGCAGCUCGCGCCGUCGGUGAGCAUGAUGCGACCAUGGACAACUUCGUGAUCUCCCAGGGGACCUUCACAAGGAUAGAGCAGGCUUUCGCCAUCAUCUUCUUCCUGGAGCUUUCGGCGCGUGUGAUGAUCCACCGGUUGAAGUAUUUCAAGAGCUACCUGAACAUCUUUGACGCAUUGCUGGUGGUGGUUGGCAUUAUUGACAUGAUCAUCCUCGAGGAAUUGAUUGAUGGUGGAGGUGGGGUCAACUUGGUCGUCCUGCGCUUCUUGAGAAUUAUCAAAUUGGCGCGGACACUUCGAGCCCUCCGCACUAUGCGAUUAUUUCAAGGUUUGCGCGUGUUGGUUGCUGCCGUGAGUUCUUUCCUGCCUUCGUUGUUUGCUUCCAUGUUCUUUCUGGCAAUCUUCAUCAUUCUUGGUGGACUUUUGGUGGGCACGUCCCUCAUGGAGUUCAUCAAAGAUGAAAGUAAGGAUCUUGAAACGCGCCGAUGGGUUUGGGAAAGCUAUGGAACUUCAUAUAGGGCCACCUACACCAUGUUCCAGGUAACCUUCUCGGGAUGUUGGCCUUCCUAUGUGAAUCCUCUCUUUCAAGAGGUCAGCAUGUGGUAUGCAUUAUUCUUCUGCAUCUACGUGACCUUUGUCGUAUUUGCCGUGAUGCGCGUAAUCACGGCAAUUUUUUUGAAGGAGACGCUUGAUGCGGCUGGGGAAGACCAUGAGGUGGUCACAGCGGAGAAGGAGGCGAACAAGAAGAAGUACAUGCGGAAAUUGGAACGCAUCUUCUGUGACAUUGAUGUCUCAGGUGAUGGGCUCAUCUCGGAAGAGGAGUUCACCAACAUGCUGCAGGACGAACAGGUGAAAAAGUAUCUGGUGGGUUUGGAAGUCGAUCUCAACGAGAGCAGUUCCCUUUUCCAAAUGAUGGCAGAUGAAGAUGGCCAAGUGUCCUACAGCAGAUUUAUGGAUGGCAUGAAUCGAGCCAAAGGUCUGGCGAAAGCAGCAGACAUCCUUUGCAUCCGCCAUGACUUGGGGAUGCUCCGGAAGGACUUGAAAUUGGUGAAGGUGAGGAGCUUAGCGCAUGCUACGCCGUAUCUCGUUUCUUGGCUACCGGCAAUGGACCCAUGGAUUGAGGACUGCCUGCUCUUGAGAGUGCUUUUGGACGGCUUCCGAUUUUGUCACUCCUCGAGGAGCAGGACACUGGCGAUGGGUGGCAGGGGUCCUGGCGAUCGAGUCGAAUGUCCGGAGCUAAAGAUGGCCGAUAUGAUAAACAAACUUCCAUGGCAACAAAGUGUAGAAGAGCAGGUGGACCAGCCAAAGCUGCUGAUCGUCCCUUGCAAUCGACAUGACAUUAAGCGCUCACACGCUCCGUUCCUCUUGUCUUCAAAGUUGCAAGACAAGUUCGAAGGACCUGUGCUUGUUCGAGUCAUCAGCAAAGCACAGCCACAGCUGCGGCUUUUUUUCCGCGCGUCGGCCAAGGUCUUUGUUCCAUCGGUCCUGGAAGGGAUCAGCAUCAUGCAAGAGAUUCUGGAUCAGGGCAAAAUUUUCGACAAGCAGGUAGAGCUGCAAGUAGCCGAGAGACGAGAGGCGAGUUUGUCUGAAGUGGCGGUCCUCAUUUUGGAUCACUACCUUUCCCAACGAGACAUUUGGCAUCUCCACGCAGCAAUGAUGCAGGAUGGUGGACAAAUCUUGUACGCCAACUUCGACUAUAUGCUGCGGCAACUGGUGCCCAACAGUCGCAUCGAUCGUUUGAUCUCCAUGGCGACCAAUGAGCCGGUGCUGUCCGGCUUGGUGGAUCAUGGCACCGAGGUGUCUUUCAAAUCUACGACUGCCAACAUGGUGGUUUUGGUACAGAUCAGCUCAGAGCUCUUCGAAUAUGGCUUGAUGGGCAGACCAUAUUGGGAGGCUCUGAUCGAGUGUUUUAUGACCUUGGUGGACAAGUCUCUUCGUGUCACUCGAGGGAGUGGGCACUACAUUCGAAUGAUCAUGUUCACCAGAAUACGAGGAGUUCCACUGAGCCCAGAUGUUCAUGUGGACCAAGACUUGUAUGCAAAGCCAAAGACGGUCAAAGAUGGUGACAAGGACUUCUAUGACGUCUUCUGGGAGGGCUUUGCUCGGGUGAUGCCCAGCACUGCUGCCUUGGCUGGAAGGAUACGUCGAGUUUGCAUGCGCUUGCAUGAAGAGAAGCAUGGCCGUGUGGCCAAGGUCCGCCGCAGCGAUGAUGACUGGAGUGGCUUGCAAGCGCAUGCAAUCGUGGAAGCUGCUCAAGGGAACAUCCUUGAGAGCAUGAAUUUGGUCCUGGACAUCUUCGACCGGCACCACUUGGAUCGGAUGUUGCGAUCAACGGGCCAAGCCAUGGUUCUACUGACUGCAGGUAACGGCCUAAUCGAGUCACCAUCAAGGGAUCUCUACGACUUGACGUAUCGCAGAUUUGCCAUCACUCGGCCAAUGACCUGUCAGAUAGUAUGUGCGAGAGGUCCGCCAAUGCAUCCUGUUCCGUGGGUCCAGUGGCCUGGCGGACCUCGUUAUGAUGCCCCGACCUUGCUGAUUGAGGAGGACUUGCCAUGUUCUCCGCCAUGGAUCCAAAUUGCCUUCUAUCCGGAGGUCAGAUUCUGUCCUUGCAGAUCGGAGGACUGGGUUCUGGCUUCUUUCAUGCCACUUCUGACCUGUGAGAGGAAGAUCGACAGCCCCUCCAUCAUUCCGCACUGGAGCGAGGCAGAGCGCACCCUGCGGAACCCUCCAGCAUGGUCUGGCAAACGUGCACGAAGCAAGGAGACCUCGAAAAUCAAAUGGGCUGAUCGGAAUCUUUGGGAACAGCUUCGGACGCCCGCACUGCGUUCCUUCUUCAAUCGUUCUUCUGGAGAUGAUGGAAGUUUCAAGUAUUCCACCUAUGUCUUGGCACCGAGCAGAUUUGACUACACCGACCUGGAAUCGGAAAAGAUCAACGUGAUUCAUGACCUCGUGGGAUUACGACUGGAAGUAACCCCCGGAGCUCAGCUCUUUGGUUUCGAUGAGCAGGCCCUCCACAAGUCCAGCUUGCGACUGCCAGCUGGCGAAGCACCCUCGCCACGGUGUAACUCGCCCAACUCCAAGGACUGCGACAUGCUGCUGAACGGUGAGUUAGUGCCCAAAGCACUGCGCUCCUUGGUGGUCCGCACCAGUGGUGGCAGCAACUGGAAGUUCGAGUCACAGAACGGGCCACUGGAGGUCUUUCACCAGGAGGAACAGGAGAAAGAAUGCCAUGCUGUCUACCCAUACAGCUUCUACGUCCGGCGGCAACUGGUUCGCCAACAUCGGGCUGAGGUGACCAGUGAGGCCGAACAUGAUCGUGGCUCCUCUGCGCAUUGGAUCAGCUCCAGAGUUCGAUUCCAUGCGCCAAAUCAGCCUGACUGGAAUGCACUCGACAAUGUAGUCGCCGGAGGGUUGACCAUGCCAGCUGCAUUGCCAUAUCCCGUCAGAGCAGGAUUUGAUGGUCUUUUUGCUCGCGAUCCUUGCAUAGGUUGGACUUUACGCAGCGCCUUGAAGCAGAAUCUCUUCGUGUUGAAACCCCCGGGGAACUGGUCGCAUCUCAACAUCUACGAACGAGCGCUGCAACGGCUGCGGGGGGAGUCCAAUGGACCUAUUGAUGUGGGCACUGACUUCUUCCUGGUGCUGCAGAACUCAGGGGAACCAGUGAUUGCGCAAGAGAUCCGACAGCAGACGCUGGAGAACUUUUUGGCCUUCAAGGCUGAUUUGGAGAAGCUUUGCUUCGGACGCCGCGAUCCUGCUGCGAUUCCUCAAUCAUCUCCACGUGAACACGUCCCAGAAACAGUGGGGGCCCUGGACAUCAACCUGGACUCCACCGGCCAUGAAUUCAAAGUGGAGAGGGGUAGACAUUCAGUCUACAUCAAGGAGGUUGACAUUCCGACCUCCUUCGCUGAGAGCAGGGAUUGGUUUGAGCUCUUCUUUGAUGACGUCUUUGCUCCGCCUAAACUCUUUAACAUUGUGAUCCAGUGGUUAGUUUGUUCCUCGGUUCACAUGGUCCACUUCGUCUCUUGCCUCUUCCGCAUUGCGGAGAAGCAUGGCUUCAGUUUGAUCCGCUUGCCCAUCGCUCAGCUCUUUCCGCCCCCGGCACCACACUGGGUGUGGGGCGACGACCGCGAGACGGACUUGGAUCGAUUGGCGUUGUAUCCCAGGCGGAAGAUUUCUCUUCCAAAUGACCCAUCGAUCUUUGAAGAGCUCUUGCGCUGUUGGUUAGCUCCACCUUUGGAGUUCCAUUUCGUCUAUGCGACGCAGAAGGUGGCCUUCCAAGUGGAGGAUGUAAAAGAGCUGAAGACACCUUUGAAGGAGAAAAGGCAUGACCUUUUCCAAAGGCUGAAGGGCUGGGUCCUUUGCGAUGCAGACGGACUUUGCUUGGUGGCCCUCAGGGAGACAGCUGCCUACUACGAGAAUCGUUUGCUUUUCUCAGAUGCACGGGAUCCUCGCAUCCAUGAGGAAAAGUUAGAACGAAUCGAGGAGUUGCGCUGUCGCUUCUACCGAGCAACGGAUCAAGUGCUGGCAGAUCACGCGAAGAAAGCAGCACAGAUGACCUGA
Cladocopium goreaui is the source of this 5106-nucleotide messenger RNA. NCBI's taxonomy places the organism in Eukaryota, Dinophyceae, Suessiales, Symbiodiniaceae. The record is from the annotation of a GenBank genome assembly.